Priapulus caudatus is the source of this 4185-nucleotide messenger RNA. RefSeq lists its product as uncharacterized. NCBI's taxonomy places the organism in Eukaryota, Metazoa, Priapulida, Priapulimorpha, Priapulimorphida, Priapulidae. The transcript is spliced from 3 exons. Bases 1 to 4185 code for a protein of 1394 amino acids. The record is from RefSeq and is a predicted model, not a curated record.
AUGAAACGAUAUCAGACGGGAGCAAAGGCUGAUGCUGCUCGUGCGAAGGCGGACUACGCGCAUAAAGAAGCAGAGAUAAGGAGACGUCAACUCAAGAUAAAAGAAGAAACAGACCUGCUGCAGGUCGAUCUUGAUGUGUUACGCAGUGAGAAGGAGGCAGCAAUAGCGGAGGCCGAAGCUAAGGCACACGAGACAUUUACUGGUAGUCAAGACAACCUCUCCGAAACUUCCAGACCCCGAAUGGGCAUCAAUGUGGAGUUUCAGAGCAGUGCUGAGCGCACCAUGAGAUAUGCAGCAGAACACGAUGCUUCUGCUAUUCAGAAGGAGAGAGACACGCUGGACAAGAUACCUAUGUUGCAGGCACAGUCGAAGCCAGAGAACUACAACGUAGUGACAUCUGAUAUAUUUCGUCCAGAGGAACAUCGUACCAGAUUGAGCUCCAGAGCGACUGAAUUUCAUCCGAGGGGUAUCCAGCCUGACAUCUCCGCAAAUGUGACAGAGUCACCAAACGCUGUGCACACGGCUACAGACCUUACACGUCUUUUGUUAAAGAAGGAACUUUUGGGUUCACGUUUGAUUAAUUACAAUGAUCGUCCGGAGUCUUAUGCCUCUUGGAAAAUGACUUUUAGGAACGUCACACAAGAGUUACAGGUAACUGCUAUAGAAGAGCUCGACCUCCUUGUUAGGUGGCUAGGUCCUGAAUCCUCGGGGCAGGCACAGAGUCUGAGAGCGGCAAGUCCCUUGAACCCCGGAAGAGGCCUUCAGCGUGUGUGGGAGAGACUGGAUGAUAGGUACGGUGCUCCCGAGAAAGUGGAAGCGGCCCUAAAAUGGCGACUUGAGAGCUUCUCAAGGAUUACAGGCAGGGACAAUAAAAAACUGUAUGAACUCUCUGAUAUUCUGGCAGAGAUCGAGGCAGUGAAAGAAGAUCCGCAAUAUCAGGCAGUCAUGGCAUAUUUUGACUCAUCAUCCGGGAUCAAUCCUAUAGUAAAUCGACUCCCAUACGGGAUGCAGGAGAAAUGGACAACGUCGGCACAGAACUAUAAAAGGAAAUAUGGCGUCACCUUUCCACCAUUUUCUCAUUUUGUGGAAUUUAUUCGAGAAAUCGCACGUGUGAAGAACGAUCCCAGUUUCCUGUUUGAGAGUUCUGACGCCACAACAGGCAGAAAGGACAAGAACGCAAUGAGGAUCUUUCAGUCUGACAUGAGACCCUUGACAACCAGGAAAGUGGAGAUCUCCGAUGACAAAGUCGAGGUUGACCCUGAAAGGCUUUGCCCGAUUCACAAAUUGAGGCAUACCCUCAACCAGUGCAGGAGCUUUAAACGCAAGCCGAUACAUGAACGGAGGAAACUCUUAAGGGAGUUUGGCAUCUGCUUCAAGUGCUGUGCUUCCUCUAAACAUGCCUUUCGCAAUUGUAAGGAAGCUGUUGAAUGCGAGGAUUGCGGGAGCAAAGAGCAUGCGACGGCCCUACAUGUCUGGUCAAACAUGUCUACAUGUCUACAUACAUCAGGGUCGCAUGGACGUCAGCCAACUCAUGGCGGGGAGUAUGGCGGUCAGAUACGUACAAAGUGUACUCAGAUUUGUGGGCCAGGGUUCGUUGGAAAGUCGUGUGCCAAGACACUGCUUGUAAGUGUACACCCCCAGGGACACCCGGAAAUGGCAGUUAGAACGUAUGCUGUGAUAGAUGAUCAGAGCAAUAGAUCAUUAGGGAAGUCCGAAUUGUUUGAUCGACUGCACAUUGAUUGUGGCAAGACCGCAUACACUCUGUCGACAUGUGCUGGUCAGGUUGAGGUAUCGGGUAGGAGGGCGAAUAACAUAAUCAUUAAAUCACUGGACGGAACUUCACAACUGACUCUCCAUACCAUGAUAGAGUGUGAUGAGAUUCCGGACGCACGUGAGGAAAUUGCCACACCUGAGGUAGCGAUGCAUCAUGCUCACCUUUGUGACAUAGCAAAGCAUCUCCCUCCUAUAGACGGCAAUGCCAGUAUCCUUCUUUUGAUUGGUAGGGAUCUCAUAGAAGCUCACCACAUACUCGAGCAGCGUACAGGCCCACCCUCAUCUCCAUAUGCCCACCGACUGCGUCUAGGCUGGGUGAUAGUCGGAGAAGCAUGUCUAGGCAAAGUACAUAGGUCAGAAUUUAUCUCAGUAAGGAAGACCUAUCUCCUGCCCAAUGGACGCACCACCAUUCUUGCGCCAUGCACCAGUACUCUCAAAGUGAAAGAGACGUUCAAGGAUCGCGAGCUUGGGGUUGACAUGAGUUUCGAACAAGUAUACUCGUGUUUCGCGUUGAACGUGUUAAGAACGGAAGAUGACGAUAAACCUGGUCUCUCUGUGGAGGACAGAGAGUUUCUCCACAUUAUGGAAAAGUCGAUGUUCAGAGAGGAACAUGGGAAUCUUGUUGCUCCACUACCUUUUCGGAACCCUAAGCCGAGGCUCCCCAACAAUAGACCCCAAGCUAUGAAGCCGCUGGACACUAAUGCUAGCCUUCGCAAAGACCGCUGUGAAGCGACAACACUUUGUGGCGUUCAUGGUCUUUUGGGGAUUUUGCUCCGAUUCCGCCAACAUUCCGUUGCUGUAUCGUCCGACAAUGAGCAGAUGUUCUACUGCUUCAAGGUAACAGAAGAUCACAGAAACUACCUGCGGUUCCUGUGGUACAAGGACAACAACCCCGAGAAGGAAUUGAUCGAGUAUAGGAUGGGUGUCCAUGUUUUUGGAAACAGUCCCUCUCCUGCUGUUGCUACCUAUGGACUGCGAAAGGUGGCACAGGCAGGUGAGGAGGUGUUUGGUGCAGACGUAAAAGAGUUCGUUACGAAGAACUUCUACAUCGACGAUGGACUCGUGUCACUGGCAUCUAGUAAGGAAGCAGUCGAUCUGAUCAAGAGAACCCAGGGUUCAGGAGGAAACAUACGUCUACAUAAAAUUUCUUCCAACAACAAGGAAGUGAUGAAAGCCUUUCUUCCUCAGGAUCUGGCCAAGGACCUGAAGGACUUAGACCUGGGCAACGACCUGCUACCCUUACAACGAAGUUUAGGGUUGGUAUGGGACCUGGAGACAGAUUCAUUUACAUUCCGAGUGUCAGAGGAGGAGAAACCAUACACGCGAAGGGGCGUGUUGUCCACGGUAAAUAGCCUAUAUGAUCCACUCGGAUUUGUUGCCCCUGUAGUAAUUCAGGGUAAACUUCUACUUAGAGCAUUGUGUGCCGAGACGCAAGAUUGGGACGACCCAUUACCAGUGCAGUACAGAGGAGACUGGGAGAGGUGGAGAGACUCCCUGAAGUCUCUGGAAGACUUGCAUAUCCGACGUACAUAUGUGGAUUUACCAUUUAAAGGUGGCACCAGGAAAGAAAUCCACAUAUUCUCAGAUGCAUCGGAGAGCGCCAUUGCAGCAGUGGUGUACCUGAAGUGUUCGGAUUCAUCUGGAAAGGAGCAGAUAGGGUUCAUCAUUGGCAAGAGCAAGGUUGCGCCUAAAAGCGGCCACACCAUACCAAGACUGGAAUUAUGUGCGGCAGUUCUGGCCACAGAACUAUCCAGACUCACACUAGAUGAAUUGGAAUUCACUCCUGAUGCUGUCAGGUUCUAUACUGACAGCAAGGUGGUUUUAGGCUACAUUAACAAUCGUUCUCGACGUUUUUACAUGUAUGUAGCAAACAGGGUGGCCCAGAUUAGGAGGUGGUCUAACCCCGAGCAGUGGAGUUAUGUACGGACAGAGAUGAACCCGGCUGAUUGUGCUACAAGGUGUCUGUCUCCAGAGAAGCUGAAUGAGAGUUUGUGGCUCUCGGGGCCGACUUUCGUUGGCAAUAGUGACAGUAACGACGAGGUCAUGGAGCAUGAACUGGUUGACCCAGAGGACAAGGAGGUAAGACCAGAAAUUGUUGCUAUGGCGACCAAAGUCGGAGACCCAUUUUGGCUACAGAAGGCUCGCAAGUUCUCCUCGUGGAAGAGAUUCGUGAAGGCAAUCGCACUUCUCAGAUGCGUUGUACGUAACCGUCGAGGUGACGGUGUAUGUGGAAGCGACGACGUGCGGUCGGAAUCGAAAACUGUGAAGAGUUACAGGGACACAGAACAAUUUAUCCUCAGAGAGGUUCAGAAAGAAGCGUACUCCAAGGAAUUGCAAUGCAUUAGGGAGAGGAAACCAUUACCCAAUGACAGCUCUAUUCUGAAACUGAAUCCUUUCGAUGUUUGGCAGUGA